AUGGCGAGUUUAGCAAACCGAUUUUCAAGAGAGUCGCAUACGGCGAGCGCGACAGACCAGAAAAUCGAAUCGAAACUCAAUGUCAGCGACCUAGAAGCGCUGCAAGAAGGCUUUUCCUGCCCAGGAAAAGGAUAUGACAACAAACUUUCACUUACUAAAGAGCAAUUUGUUGAAGCUCUAAGUCUUAUUUUGAAUCGUGGUACUCGACAGGAAUACAGCGAGCUGUUCGACAAGAUCGACAUAACAAGCGAUGGUGUUGUUGACUGGGACAAAAUAGCAUCGCACCUAUUACUGGAGUUCAACGAACGAGAUGAGCGAGUUAAAAAACUAAGUGUUCCUCAGUGGAAGGAUUUGAAAACGCUUAAAAGUCCCCACAAAGAUUCCAUACAAAAAAUGAUUUACAUGAAACAUAUGUCGCGCUAUCUUACGGUCGGAAAGGAUGGAAUAGUAACUAUGUGGGGGAUUGAUAUGAAACCUCAGUGUUCUGCAAAAGUCUCAACCGAAGCGUGUAGACCCCGAGACCUAUGGGUAACGGACUUCGCGAUAAUGUCGAAUAUAAAUAAAAUGGCCGUGGCAUUUACAAGCAAAGAAAUAGCAUUUUACUCUAUCGGUAUAAAGCUUGAGCUCGUUUGUCAAGUUAAACUCUGCGACAUAAUCGAUACUCCCAUAUGUUUAAACUACUGGCAUAAUCCAGAUCAUCCAAAUGAAUGCAUUCUUUCCUGGGGUGACGUCGGUGGAUAUCUAAACGCUUUGUUUUGGUCACAAGCUUCAAUUGGUCUCUUCGAGAAACCUUCAGCACUUGUUUAUGAGAAAGAAGAAACAACGCUUAAUGUUUCUCUGAACGAAGUAAUUCAGAAGACCUGCCAAACUGCGACAUAUUUGCGCCACAAAGUUCAUUCUGAUUGGGUUCGACAAGUUCGCUAUAUUCCUCAGUUGGAUGGAUUCAUGACAUGCGCCACUGUUUGGAACAAUUCUUUGGUUAUUUCCUGGUUGGAGAAACUACCGUCCGUAGCAGCGGCUGCCGGAAGAGCUACAAGUCAACGCCCUGAAUCACGGAUAAUUUCACGCACAUCGGUGUUUACUGUGCACCAGGGUAUCAACGCAUUCGACUACCAUGAGGGUCAAAAUCAGAUCGCCACGGCUGGGGUGAACUACCACGUCUGUUUGUGGAAUCCGUACGUGGUUUCGAAGCCAAAUGGACUGCUUCGUGGCCACAUGGCCUCCGUGGUGGCAGUGCAAUUCCAUCGGUGCAAGGGCCAUCUGUUGAGUCUUUCACGUGACCGCGUUCUAAGAAUCUGGGACGUCCAACUGCAAGUGUGUCUUCAACGUAUAGCAGGAGUGUUUCCCAAAGGAUUGGAAGAUGUAUCACCAAAUUCAAGGAAGCAAACAACCACCCAAAUGUUUUUUCACGAGGAUACGCUCCGACUCUUCCUCACGUUCAACCAUUCGCUUACGAUGAUGGAGAUGAAAAUCAAACUACACGAUCGAACAUUCAGUCAUGAGAAACCUUUGGUGGGUGUAAUCUUCAACACAACCUUCAACCAGGUGGUUUCUGCCUGUCAAGGUGGUACCAUCUCCUUUUGGUUACUUGACACAGGGCAGCGUGUGAAGAACAUUACUCGUAGUCAUGGAGAAGCAGAACUCACGUGUCUGGUUCAAGAUCCAGCGGGCAGUCUAUUUUACACAGGAAGCACGGAUGGGACGAUAAAGAUAUGGGACAUGAACGGACACUGUCACCAUACCUUGGUCUGUUACGGAGGCACUCACGCAGAAGUCGGCCAAGUGGUGAUUCUCAAACGAUCCGUCAUAGUGAUGGGUACUUCAAAUCAUUUCACUGUGUUCCGUACGACAAAUUUUCGUGACCAUUACGUGUACCCAUCAGAGUGGAAAGGCGGACCGGAACAUAGCGACGAUGUUCUGACCGGUAUCGCGCUACCUCCCAACGGACUCAUCACUGGCUCGUAUGACGGCGAGUUAAUCGUGUGGAACACGAACUCCGAAUUGGCCGCACGACGGAUGACGCAACGAAGCAAACGGAUGCAUGAAGAGUACUCACAGUACUUGUUCAACGUAUCAAGACUGGCCUUGUUGUCUACACGCAAACACAUCGGUCCGGGCAGUAAGGUGGGUGCGAAUCUCGUCUCCUGCGGGGGCAAUGGAGUGGUGCGAUUUUGGAACGCUUACUCCUGCACGCUUAUCGGUGAAUUUGUUGCCCACCAAAAAGCGAGCAGUAUUAUCAUGACGAUUGAUUCGAACGACCAAUACCUGGCAACAGGUGACAUAGAAGGCAGAGUGAAAAUAUGGAACAUCAAGGAAUAUUGUAUGUACGAUGAGGAGGAAGAGGAAUUCUUGCCACCAGACCUAAUGGCUGAAUGGCUCGCUCACAUUGACCUCAUAAGUGGAAUGGCAUUUUGCCCCCGGUUCGAGCAACGCAUAUUUCUGGUCACCUCGUCCACGGAUUGUGCUGUCUCUCUGUGGACUCUGGACGGAACAAAAGUGGGCACUUUCGGACAGGAAUUACGAUGGAAACUGGACCAAGUGCAUCGCGAUUUGGGUGCCGCGUCUCUCGCAAGCACGGAGACAUCACCGGUGCAAGAGUCAUCGGUGGCCGACAGAGAUAUGCACGAUUACGGAGAGCAGUCCGAACCCAGCGACACAUUCUCCCGCGCAACUCCGGAGUUCCAAGUCGAUAACAUUAAACCGUUUCCAGAAGAUGUAUCAUUGGGCGAAAUAUGUGAAAUAUUGUCUUCGUAUCGCAUCAACGCUUGGAAGCACACGUUACUCGGAAAGGAAUAUCAGGAAGCACGAAUGAAGAAACGUCGGCGUAAACAACCACAAACCAUCUCCGAUUUGCCUCACAUGGCACACGAGCGAUUUGGUCGACCAAACUACGGACCAUACUAUUAUUUACAUUUGAGUUCCUUCGAUCCGGUAGAGGAACUAGAACAGCCAGACUUUAUGGAACAUCCAGAAGAUUAUUUUGUCGACAAGGAGGAAUUCAAUUCACUGACCAAUUCGGUUGAAUUAUCAUCUUUGUUGUCAAGUCGUGGAAACACAAGAGAUCAACACAACAUGUUCUAUGAGUCCUCGCUUCGCAACCGAUUUGAUGAAAAUUCGCUGUUCCCGAGCUCUUUGCUGCAAUUUGAAGAGCAGAUGAAGCGUACCACUAGAUUUGUCAACCACGGAAUCUUGAAAAACCCUUCGGAUUCGCGCCUUGAGGACACACUCUCAACUAUGACUACAAGUCAAGCAACGCGGGCCUCUUCCAUGAAAAGUAGCCAACCUCAAUCACUGAAAUUCACCAGAACUGUCUCAGUCAAAGGUUCAAGCCGGUCAAGCAAAUAACAGGCAUUAAAGCCAACUGGAUUGCUACACUGCUACACCCGCACACAGAACGUAACCUUAGUGGCUCCGCUUCGCGUGUGCACACUAGCGCCAUCGUACCAUUCAGUGUGCAAUUUUACUAUCCAUUAGUCAGAAUUUCGUUUUCAUUUGCUUCAAUAAGAAGAAGGAGAUUGGAUACCUGUAAAAAUUUCACUCAGUCACUGAACCACAUGUUUUCCAACUGUAUUUUGACAACAGUCAAAUUUAUUCUAGAAAAUACAUGCAAAAAUUAGUGCAAGCUGCAAUGAUGUAGCAAG
Molecule: messenger RNA, 3641 nt
Organism: Dicrocoelium dendriticum
Lineage: Eukaryota; Metazoa; Platyhelminthes; Trematoda; Plagiorchiida; Dicrocoeliidae
Source: the annotation of a GenBank genome assembly